GGAGGGGGCGGGGCCUGGCUGGUCUCGCGCCGCCGCCGGGGGCCAGGGCGCGAGCGGCUCUCUCUCUCUGAGGUAAAAGGAGGAGCCUCUCCGCCGCUCGGAUCGGAAGGAAGGGAAGCCGCGCCUGCUUGGAGAGCUACAGCUGGCCGGGGGCAGGAGCCCAGAACAUGUUAUGGAGCUGGAGUUGGAUUGCAUAAAACAAGGCUGCAGGUGAUGAUGACAAGCAAGGAGCUAUGACUUCAGAAGUUAAUGCUUGUAUCUGCUCUUAACAGUGAUUGGUCUCAAGCUGUGUGGUACGCUAGUCAAGAAACAUAGGAAGUCUUCUGUGCUUAGUUAUUUUCUAUCGCAAAUUCAAUCAUGUAUGGAAGUGCUCGAUCAGUUGGCAAACUUGAGCCAAGCAGCCAAAGUCCUGGGCGUUCACCACGACUGCCAAGAUCACCACGGUUGGGCCAUCGUCGAACCAACAGCACAGGAGGCAGCUCUGGAAGUAGUACUGGGGGUGGCAGUGGCAAAACACUUUCAAUGGAAAAUAUUCAAUCCUUAAAUGCUGCCUAUGCCACUUCAGGUCCUAUGUAUCUAAGUGACCAUGAGAACGUUGGUUCAGACACGCCUAAAAGCACGAUGACCCUUGGCCGAUCUGGGGGGCGUCUGCCUUAUGGUGUUAGGAUGACUGCUAUGGGCAGUAGUCCCAACAUUGCUAGUAGUGGGGUUGCCAGUGAUACUAUUGCAUUUGGAGAGCAUCAUCUUCCUCCUGUGAGCAUGGCAUCCACAGUGCCUCAUUCACUACGCCAGGCAAGGGACAAUACUAUAAUGGACCUGCAGACACAGUUGAAGGAAGUAUUGAGGGAAAAUGAUCUACUACGAAAGGAUGUAGAGGUGAAAGAAAGCAAACUUAGUUCUUCCAUGAAUAGUAUCAAGACCUUCUGGAGUCCAGAGCUGAAGAAAGAAAGAGCUCUGAGAAAAGACGAAGCAUCUAAAAUAACUAUUUGGAAAGAACAAUAUCGAGUUGUGCAGGAAGAAAACCAGCAUAUGCAGAUGACAAUCCAAGCUCUUCAGGAUGAGCUUAGGAUCCAGAGGGAUCUGAACCAACUUUUCCAGCAAGAUAACACCGGUAGAUCCAAUGAACCAUUUGUAACAGAGCUUACAGAGGAGAAUUUCCAACGUCUCCAUGCAGAGCAUGAACGGCAGGCUAAAGAACUUUUCUUGUUACGAAAAACUUUGGAAGAAAUGGAAUUGCGCAUUGAAACUCAGAAGCAGACCUUAAAUGCACGUGAUGAAUCCAUCAAAAAGUUGUUGGAAAUGCUGCAGAGUAAGGGGCUGUCAGCAAAAGCAACAGAGGAAGAUCAUGAACGGACAAGAAGGUUGGCUGAAGCAGAAAUGCAUGUGCAUCACUUAGAAACCUUAUUGGAGCAAAAGGAAAAAGAAAACAACUUGCUAAGGGAGGAGAUGCAUCGUCGCUUUGAAAAUGCUCCUGAUUCUGCGAAAACCAAAGCUUUGCAGACUGUUAUAGAAAUGAAGGAUUCAAAGAUUUCUUCCAUGGAGCGUGGACUCCGAGAUUUGGAAGAAGAAAUCCAGAUGCUGAAAUCAAAUGGAGCACUCAGUACAGAGGAACGUGAGGAAGAAAUGAAACAAAUGGAAGUGUAUCGUAGCCAUUCAAAAUUCAUGAAAAAUAAGGUAGAACAACUGAAGGAAGAGCUAAAUGCCAAAGAGGCUCAAGGGGAAGAGCUGAAAAAGAAAGUGACUGGUCUUCAGACUGAGAUCGGUCAGGUGAAACAAGAACUGUCACGCAAAGACACAGAGCUUUUGGCAUUACAGACUAAGUUGGAAACUCUCACAAACCAGUUUUCUGAUAGCAAGCAACACAUUGAUGUGCUCAAGGAGUCCCUUACCGCAAAGGAGCAGAGAGCAGCUAUCCUGCAAACAGAGGUGGAUGCUCUUCGACUACGCCUGGAGGAGAAGGAGACUAUGUUGAAUAAAAAGACAAAGCAAAUUCAGGAAAUGGCUGAGGAGAAGGGAACUCAGGCUGGGGAAAUUCAUGAUCUUAAGGAUAUGUUGGAUGUGAAAGAACGCAAAGUUAAUGUUCUUCAAAAGAAGAUUGAGAAUCUACAGGAACAGCUAAGAGACAAGGAAAAACAGUUGAGCAGCUUGAAAGAGAGAGUAAAAUCUUUACAGGCUGAUACUACUAACACCGAUACUGCCUUGACUACACUGGAGGAAGCACUAGCCGAGAAGGAGCGUACUAUCGAGCGAUUAAAGGAGCAGCGGGACAGAGAUGAGCGAGAGAAACAAGAAGAGAUUGACAACUAUAAAAAGGACCUUAAAGACCUGAAAGAGAAAGUCAGUGUCUUACAAGGAGACCUUUCAGAGAAAGAGACUACAUUGCUGGAUUUGAAGGAACAUGCCUCAUCCUUAGCAUCAUCAGGUCUGAAGAAAGACUCUAGGUUGAAGACACUAGAAAUUGCCUUCGAACAGAAAAAGGAGGAAUGUCUCAAACUAGAAUCUCAGCUGAAAAAGCAUCCUGAAGUCUUAUUGAGUCAUCCAUCCAAGCCAGCUCAUGAAGCAACAUUGGAAGCAAAGUCCAGUCCAGAGAUGGGUGAUCGAUUCCAGCAGUUGGAACGAGAGGUAAUGCGGCACCGGGAAGAGUCCUGUAAAGCUCAAGCUGAAGUGGAUCGUCUAUUGGAAAUCUUGAAAGAGAUGGAAAAUGAGAAGAAUGAUAAAGAUAAGAAGAUAGCAGAACUGGAAAGCUUCACUUCAAGGCAAAUUAAAGAUCAGAAUAAAAAGGUAGCAAACCUGAAACAUAAAGAACAAGUGGAGAAGAAGAAAAGUGCACAGAUGCUGGAAGAAGCAAGGCGACGGGAGGACAAUCUUAAUGACAGCUCCCAGCAACUGCAGGACAAUCUGCGAAAAAAAGAUGAUCGGAUUGAGGAACUAGAAGAAGCACUGAGGGAGAGUGUGCAAAUUACUGCAGAGCGAGAAAUGGUACUCGCUCAAGAAGAGUCAGCCAGGACACAUGCUGAAAAACAGGUAGAAGAAUUGAUGAUGGCUAUGGAAAAAGUAAAACAGGAAUUGGAAUCCAUGAAAGCAAAGCUGUCCUCUACCCAGCAGUCUCUGGCUGAAAAGGAAACACAUUUGACCAACUUACGAGCUGAGAGGAGAAAACAUUUAGAGGAGGUCCUAGAGAUGAAACAAGAAGCCCUUCUAGCUGCCAUUAGUGAAAAAGAUGCCAACAUUGCUCUCUUGGAGCUAUCGUCCUCCAAGAAAAAAACCCAAGAUGAAGUCGCUGCACUAAAACGAGAGAAAGACCGCUUGGUGCAACAACUGAAGCAACAGACUCAAAACCGCAUGAAAUUGAUGGCAGAUAAUUAUGACGAUGAUCAUCUCAAAUCAUCAUCUCAUUCCAACCAAACUAACCAUAAACCCUCUCCAGAUCAGGUAAUUCAGCCCCUUUUAGAUCUUGAUCAGAAUCGCAGCAAGUUGAAGUUGUAUAUUGGACAUUUGACAGCCCUGUGCCAUGACCGGGACCCCCUGAUUCUUCACGGACUCACGCCGCCUGCUUCCUAUAACCUGGAUGAUGAUCAUGCAGCUUGGGAGAAAGAGCUGCAGAAGAUGACGCUGGAGCAGCUUCAAGAGGAGCUGGAAAAAGGCGAGCGGGACAGCGCAGAGCUACAGGAAUUUGCCAAUGCCAUUCUACAGCAGAUAGCUGAUCACUGCCCUGACAUCCUGGAGCAAGUUGUCAAUGCACUUGAGGAGUCCUCAUGACCUAAAUCUGUGCUAUCUCCCUGACAGUAGCAUGCCCAGGGACAAGCCCAAUCUACCCAAGGAGCUUGGAUUGGAGAUGAAAGGCAGGGGAGAGAAGACAAAACUUUUGGUGCACCUUUUUAUAUAAAGAAACAAAUGAACCUAAACUGGUAUCUCACCUUUUCCAGUCUAUAAAUAUGGAAUUAUGUCUGCAUUCAUAUUCUCACUGCCUAUCUUUUGGAAUAUGCCUCCCAGUUACCUUUCCUGUUGGCUUUGGGAUAUGUCUGCUUAGAAAUCCGAGUCCAAGAAGCAUAGAAAUGGCAAUAUAUUGGAGACAACUUGUUCUAGUGAUUCUUAAAAUGGUAGGAGCACUUGUCUUCAUUUUAUUUUCCAAUUAGUAAAUAAAUCUUUAUGCGUUUAUAGAGGAGGCUGAAUGUGGUCCUGAAAGUGAACCAAAGUGAAAAACACUUUUGCUAACUCAGAAUUAGCAGUCUGUGUCUGCACAGGGGCAUAACCCUGAAAGUGGACAUUGUUACAAAGAGAGGUGAGGGGUAUCCCUUUUUCUCAUUAACAGAUAUCAGUUGAGGGAGAAUUGAAAACAUUUUAAUGUGUUCUCUUUUAUUCUGCCUAUUGUGCACGUCAUGCUUGUUUACCAAAUGGACUGAUGAAAUGAGGAUGGCUUUAGUAGGUUUUCUUGGUUCUGAGAGAGCUUUACAUACUUUAUCUACAUAUCUCUGCAUUCUUAUUUGAACCGUGCUCAAUUCAUGCUUAGCUUCUCUGUUUUUGAGUUCUUAGAGGAUUACUCCAGAAGCUAACAGAAUAUUGGUCUUGUCUGUUGCUGUACUUUACUUAUCAUCUGCCAGUAAUGUUUGAGGCCAAAAUAGCUUCUCUAGACAACACUUUGUUGACAUAUCCAAAUCACAGAACGAAUAGGAAUCUGAAUAAUCAGUUGUUUUGCACAAUUUGUGAAACUAUCGUUUUGUUUUGGCAAUAUUGAUAUUACACAUGGUAUCAUUCUUCAGGCAUUUACCAGAUAUCAUUUUAUAUCUGUGACAUUAUCACACUUCCUUGGAGGAGGUCUUUUUUAUUUUUAUUUUUUCAGAUUUCAGGGCUAACAGGAACCUUUAGAGCAGAUAACAGAAAUGGAAAUUAGGAUUCCAAAUUUACUGCAGUAAGCAGAAGGAUCACAUGUUCUUAAUUUCCUUUUCUAACGGUUUUGUUACUGAAGUGACUAUUCUAAUCAUUUUUCCCAAGUCAAACAAUUUGGUUGGGGUUUAUUUUGCACAUUAAGAGCUUUGCAUUUGAAUGUCCUCAUUUCUUAUCCCUAAAUUUUAUAUUAUCAGACAGACUUCCUUUUAAGUCUCUUUAUUUCAUGUUUCAGAUACUACACUAUAUCCUUCAUCACAUGUCACUCAGACCAGUGCCAUUUCAUGUCAAUGGAUGCGGGAGACUGGUAAUUUUUAAUCUCUUGUGUGCAAAGAACUAGGAUCAUAUUUAUGGCCAUUAGUUACAUUUUUCUUCAUUACCUGGAAAAUCUAGAGACGAGCACUGGUCCAUGGACCACAACUUUUAGUAGCACUGACAAAGGCAAUAUGGAAGGACUAUUUUCUACUUCAAACUUUCUUUCCUUCAUUUCUUCCUUCAGAUCCACCAGUUGUGAUAUCACUGAUAUCUAAAAAGCAAGGAAGGGGUCCCAGCUAAACAAGAAGAACUUCAUUAAUAUCUUUUAAGUAGCAUAUGCCAUUGAGACAAAAAAAAAAAAGGCAGUAGCGCAUCCUGUGCCACAUGCUUAGAUUCUUCCUUCUGUUAGAGGUGCACUGGAGAUAGGAGAUAGAACAUAAAUAAUCUGAAUGGUGAACAUAGUUUUUCUAUGGGCUUCCUCCUCAAAGGUUCACACUUCAUCUUAGUUUGCACCUUCAUAACUGGAAAUGUACAAUGGUGGUUUUAGAGCAGAUGGUAAUAACAGCCUUUUCAUCAUUAAGGAGGGGGAGUUGAUUGUUCUCAAGGUUGAAAUUGCCUUUACCGGAAGGCAUGCAGACAAUGACUGUACAUAGCAUUGAGCCAUGCCUCAUACCAGAGCCGCACCUUUGGCCCUAUUGUUUGAGUCAGCACAUUUUGAUAGGAGCUGCUGUUUUGAAAUUUCCCUUCUAGCUUUUUCUCCUUCAUCCCUAAUUACUCAGUGUAGGAAUUUAAUGCUGCCUGUAAAACCCUCUCAACCUUCAGGGCUAACAUCUUCCCACCAUCACCACUCCCUGGCUAUCCUAUUAAGUUAUAUGGUCUGGUCUUCAGUUGCCCUUGUUCCCUGCUAUAAAACAAUCCACUCUCUCUGUGGGAGAAGCUGUGGAAUUUUUCUUAUCUGUGGUUGAAAUAACUGCUGCUUGUAAAGCUCUUACUGAGAUGUUCCUUGAUAGAGGGGUUUGUUUUGUUUUGUUUUGUUUGGACCUGGGCUUGACUGAAAGAGGAGGGGAGCUAUUCAGAGAUGGUCACUUGUGUUUGCUACGUCACCCCUUGUGCUUAUCACACCACCUAUCAGUUACAGUUCUCCAUGAGAGUAUAUCUGGAGCCUUUCAGCCAGCUGCCACCAUGUGGCUAUGCUCCUGCAGAAAUGGGUCUCUGAUAGCAGGGGGAUGACAUUCCCAGUACAUUGUGCACAGAGCCCACAAAUCAUGACAUUGUGAUAAAACCCAUGCUUUAUACUCUCCUCCACUCACACCUUGUUCUCCAGGAGAGGAGUGGCCUUUUUUAGUAGAGCCCAUUCCCAAGCUGGCCAUUUACUCUUUAUUAUCUGCCAGAACAUCUUCUGUUCUAACCCACUCACAAAUCUGGAAUGUGUCUCACUUUCAGUUCUUCUCUGUUUCCCUCACCACACACUUUUCUGUCCAGUUUCAUGGGCUUAGGGCCCUGCCACACUUAGGGCUGAGCCCAUGGAACUACACAGAAAAACCGUAAGUAAAUACAUUUAAAACAAGCAACUGCACAAAACAAGAUUUUAUUUCAGAACAGUGCUCUGGCUUUAUCAUCAGCGUACUAUUGCAGACAAAGUUCUUCAUCAAUGUUUGGUUAGAGAUCCUGUCAAACUUCAUUUCUAGGAAUUGUGGAGAUUUAAAUGCAAAGUAUUUAGUGCUGGUCAUGGCCUGUUUUGUUGUCUUUAACAUUAGACUAAUACAGCUUUAGACUAGUUACAUUGCAAGAGAGAUUGCUGGAAAAAAUUGUCUUCUUUACCUUCCCUGUUCUUUAGUUCAGUUUUCAAAAAUAGCCUCUUAUCAGUGAAUUCGAAAUUCUCAGUUGUUAUGAACAUUAGUCACAUUAGAGUUUCAUUUGCUGAAUUAUAAUAAGGCUUGGCUGUAGUUAAGGAAUGCCUUAUUAUUAUUUCAAGUCACAAAAAAGCUAAAUUGUAAUGCCGUAGAAGGUGCUUAUAAACUUCAUGGACUUUUUAUACAGGAAUCAGUGGGAGAAUUUUUCUUUAUUUGAUCCAGUUUUUAAAAUCUCAUUGAAAAAUAGAAAUAGUUUAUUGACAUGCUAUCUGAAGUUCCUAAUUUGGUGAUUUAAUGUUUACCAGGAAUCCAUAUACUCAUUCUAAUCCUGUCAAAUCCAGUUAUUAUUGUUGUGUGCCUUCAAGUUGUUUACGACUUCUGGAGACCCUAAGGCGAACCAUGGGGUUAUCUUGAACAGAUUUAUUCAGAGGAAGUUUUCUUAGGCUAAGCAAAUGUGACUUGGUCACCCAGUAGGUCUCUGUGGCCAAACAGGGAUCCCAACCCUAGUCUCCAGUGUCAUAAUCCAAUACUCAAACCAUUACUCCUUCAUCUAAAGUCAUUAAAUGUGAAUCUCAAAAUUGACACAAGUCUAUGUUCAAGAAAAACAUUAGUAAGAGCCAUGUUUGGAUGUGCAUUGGGUCUUUUAUAGUGGCUGCCUUUGGCCACUGUUUUCAUUCAAAACUCCGUUCAUAUUGGCUGUAAAUCCCAAACAUCUACCACAACUAAAGAAGUGAAAAUGGUGGUGACAAAGCAGUACACAUCAUCAGAUAUUCUGUAUAAAAGGGAAAGACUCACAAGAGAGUUCAUGUAAGAAAAUUGUCAAGUGAAAUUUGCAAGAUAUCAUAUCAUAAGGGGGUUUUAGCCAUCUGUUCUCUGUCCAUUCUAAGAUUCAAGGAGUAUUCUGUUUGGGUCAGAUAAAGGGGAGUUAACUGUUUUCUACCUGUCUCAUAUUCCUAAUUUAUUCGCUUCACAUGAGUUUUCAGAGUGGCCUUAAAGAAAAACAAAAAUGGGGUAUAUUUUUGUCCCAGUUGUUGAAAUUAGAAAGUGCCACUUCAGAGAACCAAGCAGUCAUAGAAAUGGAAAGCAGGAACAAUGGAUGUAAUAACACUAACUCAGUGAUAAUGCUACAGCUAGAUGAGUGGGUAGGUCAAACAGUGGGUGGUUUGGGAUGAUCAGGAUUAACAAGAGAGACUCUUCUUUUGCCAAUCACUAAAUCUUGUCAGUGCAGCAGGUGCUGUUUUUUAUAAAACAAAUAUUUUUUACCUUUUUUCCAUUAAUAGAGGGAGCCGCUAUCCUUCUGAACAAAAUGGCUGUCUCUAGUUGACUUUUUUAAAAAGAGAGAAUAAAAGCAUUUCCAAACUUUUUAGUGUCAAAAGUAUAAGCAUAAAAAUACUGACUUUUUCCAGUGUGUGUGGAGAGUGCUGUAACCCUGUCAUCAUUGGUAUUUCCCUUUGACUUUUUCAGGGUUUGGUUUUUUAAUUUUAUUUUUCAGUUUUGUUAUCUGCUUGUCAAUUAUUGUCUGUGUGGUCCUCAGACUGGGACAGUUACCGACAAUGUGUGUCUGUUGUCUGAUUUUAAAUUUUAAAAAAAGAUAGAAGUAGAAAUGAAAAAGUUGUGCUUAAAAUAUAUUAAACUAAAUGUAUUGUCCAAAGGAAUUCAAAAUAUGAAAAGGCAAAGUUCUGGACUCCUCCUCUCAAUUUUAUAAGGAAAUUGACUCUUUAGGCUUUCAGUUGCCUUGACAGGCCAUGAAGACCAAACCAAUAUAGCCUUCUUAACAAAUACUGAUUUUGUUCUUCUCCCAGUACUAUGAUACAUGGAUUACAUUAAGAAAGGGCCAAAAAUAUCAGCAUCUGCUGUUUUCUGUGGGUGUCCCUUGCAUCCCAGUACCACUUAUUUAAAUAGAAGAAAAUUAUUAAAGCAUAUUUACACACACUUUAAUUCCUGUUUUGUACACCUAAACUAUUAGUUAUUCCUAAACAUACCUUCUCCUCUUACCUCUUACUCAUCUGCAUUGCCAUUCUGUGUGCACCCAGUCUUGAAAAGACAGACAUAAGCUUAGAAGAAUGGGUUUAUCAUUAUUUUCUGUAUUUUUGGAAUAGAAGACUUUGGCGACUUGUUCAGGUUUUGGCUAACAUAAAUCUGCACAUCCUAAAUACAUUGGUGAGUCAUGUGUUAAAUUAAUAUACUUUAAACUACUUACAAAAUAAUCUUGGUUAAAUUUAAGAAUAUUAUAAAAUGCUUCCAAAUUGAUGUGUUCCACCACAAAUCCCUUUGAUUCGCUAUCAAAUGUUCUAGCUGGAAUCAAUGUUGAAAGUCUUGGAACUCUUGGCUUGUGGUCUCAACCUUGGAAUAUUCAUCUUUAUGCAAAAUCUUUAGCCAAAUAUCAUUGAAAUUGCCUUUUAUUUCUUUUCUCCAUAGACUCAUGGCUACAGUGAAGUCAGGAUACUCAUCUGGUAAACUCAGGCUUUGGCUUAAUAUUGUUUUGAUUGGACACUUCCAAGAAAGAGAUAGACCACAGGCUUUGUUCCUGUCAACACAUCCCUUACAUAUCUGUGAUGAAUAUAUCCUAAGACUUCUAGGGCUUACCACAAAGGUUCACAUCUUCUUUUGAUUCUGUGCAAAUAAAGGGAUUACAUCCUCUUUCUAUUCUAGACCUGCCCUCAAACAGACAUAACCUGGGUUAAUUCAUCCUUGCCAAAGCAGUAUUGUUACUUUUCCUAGAUUAACUUCAUUUUGCUUAAUUGAAUUAUUAAUGAAGACAGCCCAGUAAACAUUUGUGAAUUGUCUUCUUACACACACACACACUACAGAUGGGGGAUCUUUUGCUAGUUGAAAAGUGAUGUGUUGCACUUUAAUAGAGGAGGAGACAAGCUUUGCAUAUAUAGUCUGACAUACUUUGAGUUCUUUCUGGAAGGAGCAGCAGUGAGAGGUAAUAGAUGUCUGUAAUGCAAGUGCGCACGCUGCCUUCGACAUGUAUGUGUUUUAUUGAUGGAGUCAUGUUACUGACAGGAUAAUGAAUUGCAAUGAAAUUGUGUUAUAUAUUCAACUUUGCCUUGAUAAUAUAAACACUUUUGUUCGAUUUUUUUCUUUUUUAUUCACAAACUAAGUUCUUCAGGAAAUUAUAAAAUUAUUUAAAAAUGG
Messenger RNA from Anolis sagrei ordinatus, 10133 nucleotides. Lineage: Eukaryota; Metazoa; Chordata; Lepidosauria; Squamata; Anolidae. The record is from RefSeq and is a predicted model, not a curated record.